AUUCAGAAUGCUAAAUUCGACAAUCGAUGUAGUUGAGGGGUAUUCGGCCAAAAAAAAUAUACUCUUCCUGUUCACAGAAAAAUCUAUAGCUCCUUUCUCUUCGUACGGACAUAAGAAGAAUCCAUGACUUUCCUGAUGAAAACGACAGGACUGUGAUCAACCUAAUCUCCCUGUUGUUUUUUUUCUCCAAAUGAAAACUACAUUAUCGAGCAUAUCAGCUGCCACGUCCCAACAGAGGGUCCCACAUUCGCCAGCCUCCUCCUCACAACCCAUCCAAGACGUGGGCUCAUAGACCGCCACCCACCGAAUCUCAAAUACACGUCCCAAAUCCCCAAUACUCAAAAACCCCAGGAUUCUGGGAAUCGAGCCAAUUCCUCAAAACGCACCGUCUCACUAGCUUUCCUCUAAUUCCAUGGCCACUGCGGCGCGCGCCAUUCGCUGCGAGCUGAGGAGGCAGGAAAACCCGGCGCUUAGCAGGCGCGACCCGGCGGUUCCUGUUCAGGUACCGGUUUCGAAAACCGUGGUGCCGGAUCCGAAGACCGCGAAGAUCGUGCUGCAGCCGCGGCUCUGCACUCUGAGAUCGUACGGCUCAGAUCUCGCCGGAGUGAUGAGGAAGAAGAAGGACGACACGUCGCCGUUCUUCGCGGCGUUGUCGGAGUACAUCGAGAGCUCGAAGAAGAGCCAAGACUUCGAGAUCCUGUCGGGUCGGCUGGCCAUGGUGGUUUUCGCUGCGACGGUUGCGACAGAGGCGGUAACCGGAAACUCCUUGUUUGGGAAGGUGGAGGUGGAGGGGAUCGCGGAGGCGGCGGGGGUGUGUUUGGCUGCUGUGGCUUGCGCGGCGGUCUCUGCUUGGCUAUCCAGUAACCGGAAGAACGUGGGUCGGGUCUUGAGCUUAAGCUGUAACGGGUUAAUAGAUUCGUUGAUUGAUCAGAUUGUGGAUGGCUUGUUUUAUGAGACUACCGACCUUAGCGAUUGGUCUGAUGAGGUGUGAUGAAGAAAGGUGCCCCGGUGGUCAACGUUUCCGCAUCUGAAAGUCAACGGCAUAGAUUAAUUAAUUGGAAAAUUAUAUGUAUAAUUCCCAUAAUUAAUAGUGAAUGUUAUAGUGAUAUAUCAUAGUAUAAGAUUGAGGAGUGUCGGAUGAAUGGCAAUGGCAUUGAGUUCAUCCUUUGUAGAAUUUUAACCGCUACUGUGACUGAGAUUUGUAGCCAAAUAAAAUCAAAAUAUACCACGUUUGUAUUAUGUAA
Molecule: messenger RNA, 1244 nt
Organism: Prunus mume (Japanese apricot)
Lineage: Eukaryota; Viridiplantae; Streptophyta; Magnoliopsida; Rosales; Rosaceae
Source: RefSeq, a predicted model, not a curated record